UGGACCGCUCUGGCUACUAUUGUCUGAAUCACUUGAUAAAAUGGCGUACAUAUUAUCGCUAUCAAAGAUGUAUAAGGUAGGUGCUGAGAUGAGACCGUGGAGAAUGGCUCAUGCAAACACGCUUAUGCGAAUGUUUGCGAACACACGCACUAUCCCCACAAGCUCGGGCGUAUAUCAACUGAGCACACUUCGAUCGAUUUCCUACACAAGAGCGUAUACAACCACGCCGUUCGACACAACAAGUGGCAGUUUCAUCAAUACCGCAGAUAAAACAGAUUAUAAUACUGAGGAAGCCCUGAGUGUACAAGUGGAACAAUACUGGCGCAAUGUGAAUAAGUAUCUAGACAAUGACGAUGGGAGCUAUCUGGCUGAAUCACGGGCCAAAGGGACGAUGAAUCCAGAAAACAUCAAGGAUCUAAUAAACAAGGCGGUGAAAAUCAAGCGAUCUCUCACAUCAGAUAUCCUGCCAAACAUAGUCACCACAAACCUGAUGGAGUCAUACAGACGACACGGUGACGAUGUCAAACAGCGGUUCUUCGAGGUGUUGUACCAGGAUUUUGACGUAGAUGAGCGAGAACUGGAGGCAGCCAUGGGCAACCUACAGAAAGAGCUGCGCAGCGGGCAAGAACAUAUUGCCCAUGCUAAGGCUAUGAUGAGAUUGAGGUUAGCGUCUGAACCGGUGUACAACAGUCUCUUCACUCAGAUCGCGCGACACGCCGGCGGCAUCAAGUGCGUCAUCGACAUGCGUGCAGACCUGCUACGGAUCAAGCGCAAGACAGAGGACCAGAAUGCCAAGGCCGCCUUCAAGUGCCUGGACGACUGUCUCAUGCGCAUGCUGAUGGAGUGGUUUAAUAUCGGGUUUCUGGAUUUGCGACAGAUCACGUGGAACUCCCCCGCCGCCUGGCUGGAACAGGUGUAUAAGAACGAGCAAGUGCACAAGGUCAGUGACUGGCAGGAUCUCAAACGGCGUGUGGGUGAGGACCGCAUGGUCUUCGGCUUCUUCCACAGGUCGCUACCAGAUACGCCGUUGGUCAUAGUACACGUGGCUCUCACAAGCGCACUCUCCAGCUCAGUCCAGGCACUACUUGGGCCUGAGGCCAAACUAGACACCGCCAAGGUCCAUGCGGCCAACUUCUACUCAAUCAACUCGACCCAGAAGGGACUCAGUGGAGCUGAUCUGGGCAAUUUUUUGAUUAAGCGAGUGAGCGUAGUGCUUAAACAUCGCUUCCCGAAUUUAGAGAUUGCUAGCACGCUCUCGCCCGUACCAGGUUUCCGGUCCUGGCUAGAAACUCAGUUUAAACUGAGCGCGACGUCUACUUCAGCCGAUAACUUACUCAAACCGGACGAGGCCGAACGCAUCAGCAGCGCCAAACCAGGCCAUACCACACCCACCGCAGCACUCAAGGCGGCUCUCUCGGAUGACCAGUGGAGUGGAGACUUGGCCCCUGUGACAAAGCCGAUACUUCUGCGGCUGUGUGCCAGAUAUCUCGUGUUGGAGAGAAACCGCAAAUUUGCGCUAGACCCCGUGGCCAAUUUUCAUAUCCGGAACGGGGCGUCUGUGUAUCGUCUCAAUUGGUUGGGCGAUACCAGCGACAGAGGCAUGCAGCGGUCGUACGGUAUCAUGGUCAACUACAGAUACGAGGAAGAAAAGGUGGAGGUCAACAACGCCCGUUAUCUGAUGGAUGCCCACAUUUCUGUAUCAGAGGAAAUUCAAAAACUGCUCGAUUAGAUCGACUUCGGAAUCCAACAACUCAGAAUGGUAGACAAACAGUUUAACUUUUGUAGCAAGUCAAUAAACCUAGCGGUGAGUAUGGUAGCUCUGCAUAGCACCUUAAAGUUGUACAGGUUAGAGACUAUUGCAAUCAGACAGUACAUGGUCUUGAUAUCACAGUGCAGGCAUGCCGCUGGGACAACACUUCAAACGUCGCGACUACAGUCGACUACGCGGUCUAAGGGUUUCUAUGGGAUCUACACAAGUGCAUUUACAUUGUGCAGCCGGAAUCGGCGGUGACUAGCGUCCCACAAAAUGUACGCAUUACGGCUACCUAUAUCACAUGUUGCAUAUAUAUAUAUAUACAUAUAUGUAGUAUUUAUAUAUCAUAUAUAUCACAUGUAGC
Sphaeroforma arctica JP610 is the source of this 2117-nucleotide messenger RNA. RefSeq lists its product as hypothetical. Gene Ontology annotation, biological process: malonyl-CoA catabolic process; fatty acid biosynthetic process; acetyl-CoA biosynthetic process. Gene Ontology annotation, molecular function: malonyl-CoA decarboxylase activity. The record is from RefSeq and is a predicted model, not a curated record. Gene Ontology annotation, cellular component: mitochondrial matrix; peroxisomal matrix. Bases 41 to 1729 code for a protein of 562 amino acids. NCBI's taxonomy places the organism in Eukaryota, Ichthyosporea, Ichthyophonida. The transcript is spliced from 11 exons.